UUAUCCUCCUCUUCCGCUAUUAUUAUUACAUCUACAAAACGUAUACAUCGUCUCCCCUAGCCACUUAAUCUCUACCAACUCCCUCUCCACCUCCACCUCGAACUCCAAUUCCAAUUCCAACCCUUCAGCCCUAAAAUGAAAGCCGAAAACAUAACGCACCAAGAAUUCGAAACCAUCGUCGCAAUAGAACGAACAUGUUCCGGAAUAUCUCUCCUGGGAUGUUUCUUCAUAAUCAUCACUUUCCUCAGCACGACCGCGUUCCGCAAACCGAUCAAUCGAUUAGUAUUUUACGCAUCGCUCGGUAACCUAUUCACGAAUCUAGCUACGGUGAUCUCAAGAUCUGCUCUCGCGAAACCAGAUGGAAAGUUUUGCCAAUUUCAAGCUUUUCUCAUUCAGAUGUAAGUUUUUCUUUUUCUUUUGAUAAAAACAAGCAAAAAUAUACAGCGGGUCUGAAAAAUAAAUAAAAAAGGUUUCUCCCAGCCGAUGCUUAUUGGACUUUGGCUAUGGCUUGUAACGUGAUGUUUGCAUUUUUCUUCCAAUUCGAUGUCGUCGAGCUUCGACGGUUGGAAAAAUGGUACAUACUCCUAUGUUACGGAAUUCCAUUCAUUCCCGCCUUCGUCUUUUUUUUCGUGCAUACACGUGAAAAGGGUUAUAUGUAUGGAAGUGCCAUUUCAUGGUGUUGGAUUGAUUCUAAAUGGACUUGGUGGAGACUGUGGAGUUUUUAUGUACCGGUUUGGUAAUUAUGUCCGCCUUUCUUACUGCAUUGGAUGUGACUGAUGGAUGUUUCAAAGGAUUACAAUUCUCAUCACCAUUAUGAUCUACACCGUAGCAGGCAAAAAAAUCUACGAUAAAAGACAAGAGCUCGUAAAAGCAAACCAACAAAUUCCACCUGCCUCCUUACCAAAAGUCCGCCAGGGAGGAUCCUCUCAAACAGAACUCCUUCCCACAACCAACGAAACCCACAAAGAACCAACAUCCCCCACGACAACCAGACCCGGACUCCCUCCGACCCAACAAUCAAAACCCAGAAUUGCCCCCAACAAACAAGCAAACGCAGCCCUCUGGGCCUACGCAAAAGUUUCCCUCCUUUUCUUCCUCGCCAUGAUGAUAACAUGGAUCCCAUCAACCGCCAAUCGAAUCUAUUCGAUUUGUUAUCCAGGAAUGGUUAAUAUGUCACUUCAGUAUAUAUCUGUGUUUGUGUUACCGCUGCAGGGGUUUUGGAAUGCGAUGAUUUAUGUGCUUACGAGUAGGGAUGCUUGUAGGGUUUUUUGGGGUAGGAUGAGGGAACCUGUGAUUUUGUUUAAGGGGGGGCGUUGAGUGAGUGUGAGGGGUGGAACGUUUGGAGAUAGGAUAUGUCUGAACAGGGGGAAUUCACUUGGCAAUUCCACAUAAUA
This is a messenger RNA of Sclerotinia trifoliorum, 1394 nucleotides long. The record is from the annotation of a GenBank genome assembly. NCBI's taxonomy places the organism in Eukaryota, Fungi, Ascomycota, Leotiomycetes, Helotiales, Sclerotiniaceae.